Messenger RNA from Penicillium arizonense, 1545 nucleotides. Its product is annotated as glutathione synthase. The coding region runs from base 1 to 1545 and encodes 514 amino acids. The record is from RefSeq and is a predicted model, not a curated record. The transcript is spliced from 2 exons. Gene Ontology annotation, biological process: glutathione biosynthetic process. Gene Ontology annotation, cellular component: cytosol. Gene Ontology annotation, molecular function: glutathione binding; glutathione synthase activity; ATP binding. Lineage: Eukaryota; Fungi; Ascomycota; Eurotiomycetes; Eurotiales; Aspergillaceae.
AUGACAGACUCAGUCUAUUCUAGCUAUCCGCCGGACUUGUCGGCGGCUCAACAAGAGUUUCUUGUCACUGCUGUGAAAGAUUGGGCCAUUCAAAAUGGUCUUGCAGUUCGACCUUCGCCAGCAAUUGUGCCUCCUGGUACAGAUUCAAACGGGGUGCUUGCUACCAAUGCGCCGGUGACACUGUUUCCCAGUCCGUUCCCAAGGACCUGCUUCCAGGAAGCAACUGCUCUGCAAUCGAUCUAUAAUGAACUUUAUGCGGCAAUCACUUGUGAUACGGAAUGGCUUGGGAAUAUCGUGGAGGGAUUGAUUGAAGUGGAUGAUUUCGUUGCGAACUUGUGGAAGGUUCACCUGGCGGUGCAGAAAGAGGGCUAUGUCCAAAAUUUGUCAUUGGGCCUUUUCCGGUCCGACUACAUGGCCCAUGUAGCGCCCACGGGUGCACCAUCUCUGAAACAAGUGGAGUUUAACACAAUCUCGGCGUCUUUCGGAGGGCUUUCGGCUCUUGUGAGAGAAUUGCACAAUGAUCUCCUCACUGUGCCGCCAGGAUCAUCUAUCAAUUAUCCCUCUCAUCCUCUCCUGCAAUCCAGCACACCCCCUGAGAAUACUGCGGUUGAGACUCUAGCUGCAGGGCUAGCAGAGGCACACAAAGCCUAUGGAGCGUCAAAGUCGACACCGGCUCUCCCUCUCUGUGUUCUAUUUGUGGUUCAAAAGGAAGAACGGAACGUCUUUGACCAGCAUGCGCUUUCAAAACAACUCAAGACAUUCCAUAAAAUCCCCGUUUUCCGUGUCUCCAGCGUGGAUGUCUUGGAUCAAACUUCAAUUUCCGGAUCCAACCCCUCGCGGCCAUUGCUUUACCAACCCCCUCACUCUCCUGACUCGACCUUCGAGGUUACCACAGUUUAUCUCCGAGCUUACUACGCACCGGAUGAAUACAAGUCCAGCCGUGACUGGGAGGCCCGCACACACCUGGAACGUUCCGCGGCGAUCAAGUGUCCUUCCGUGCUCAACCAACUGGCUGGCUGCAAGAAAGUCCAACAAGUUCUGGCGGAGCCUACGGGACCGGACCAUCUUUCAAGCUUCUUGAAGGGUGCUGACCCUUCGCUUGUCGAAAGAGUUCGGGAGACAUUUGCCCCACAAUACGACUUGUCAACCAAUAGCCGGGGUCGGGAACUGGCUCUCAACCCAGACACUGCCAUGAACCAUGUCCUCAAGCCCCAGCGUGAAGGAGGUGGUAACAACAUCUACAAGUCUGAAAUUCCAGAAUUUCUACGCUCUAUACCGGAAUCGGAUUGGAGGGGCUGGGUACUCAUGGAAUUGAUCAACCCAGCACCCAGUGCUCAGAAUGUUGCUUUGCGGAAUGAUGGCGAGGUCCUCAGAGGAAACGUCAUUUCAGAGCUUGGCGUGUAUGGUACUAUCCUCUGGGACAACAGCGGCAAGGUUUUGCACAACGACCAAGGCGGAUACCUGUUGCGAACCAAAGGUAAAGAGGUGAAUGAAGGUGGUGUGGCUGCUGGAUUCUCCAGUCUGGACAGCGUUCUUCUAUUCUAG